CCCUGAAUUCAGGCCUUUUGAAGAUGGACAAAGGUAUAUAACGAAUCGCUUCCAUGAGAUCUUCAGCUCAGCUGCUCAUACCAGUUCUUCGAACAAAGCAAAGUGAUCCCAUAUCUACUAUAGUACCUAGUCCCUUGUGUUGCACUCUUCCGACUUCGUAUCCCCCUUGUCUGAGAGCAAACAAAAUGACUAAUCACGUGUACCAUGUAAUAAAUUGUAUCCUUAUGAUUGCAUCAGCUUUCAAGCCUCCACAGGCUUCACUCUUAGAUUCGGACAUUCCAGCCAUCGUUGGUCCACAGUACUGCUUCCCACAGCAGGUCCAUCUCACCGUUGCCAGCCACAUCUUAGAGUUCAACAACGGCAACUUCGUCAUCACUGAUGAUAAUGGCAACACUCUUUUCAAGCUCGACGACAAGAGGAUCCAUCUCAGAGACAGGACUGUUUUGCGCGAUGCCUCUGACUCCCCUGUCCUCAGCUUCCGCAAGAAGUCCAUCACGCUGCACGACACCUACCAAGUGUAUCGUGGAGAGAGCGGCGACGAUCUCUUCACCCUCAAAGAUAAGCAUAUGAUAGAUCACCAUGAGCAAACAUAUGAGAUUCAACUUCAGGCAGACUACGAGCCCACUUUCGAAGUGAAGGGUGAUUUUGCUCGCCGCAAUUACCAAAUUAUCUUUCAGGGAACAGAAAUCGUUGCAGAGGUGACCAAAAAGCACCACUUCUCGGCCAAAUCUCUCACUUUUGGAAAGAACAAAUACAACGUUGUCGUCAACCCCAAUGUGGACCAGGCAUUCGUUGCUGCCGUCGUGACAAUCAUGGAUGCCAUUUACGAGGACAACAACGAGAUGUGAGAGGAAGAAAGUACCCAACGCGUGAUGGACACUGGUUAGAUAGUCCGAAAUGCAGUAACUGUCGAUCAUGUCGUCUAAAUAGCUACUGCACGUGUAGCUCUCGACCGGAUUUGAUCUCAACAGUGAUGUGUAUUGCUGUCUACCAGUGCCUUCUGCCUAGUACUUACAUAUCUGGAGAGAAACUCGGCCAUCACAGUACAUCAGCGGUUGCUGAUUGUAAGGUGGAGUGGAGUUGAAUGGAGUGGUGUUAAGAAGCAACGAUGUGUCAUCGAAUUUUGAUAUACUUCAAUCCAAUUUUCAUUUCAAGCGC
This is a messenger RNA of Marchantia polymorpha subsp. ruderalis, 1158 nucleotides long. NCBI's taxonomy places the organism in Eukaryota, Viridiplantae, Streptophyta, Marchantiopsida, Marchantiales, Marchantiaceae. The record is from the annotation of a GenBank genome assembly.